Molecule: messenger RNA, 2259 nt
Organism: Micromonas commoda
Lineage: Eukaryota; Viridiplantae; Chlorophyta; Mamiellophyceae; Mamiellales; Mamiellaceae
Exons: 1
Coding region: 1-2259 (752 amino acids)
Cellular component (GO): plastid-encoded plastid RNA polymerase complex
Molecular function (GO): RNA binding
Source: RefSeq, a predicted model, not a curated record
AUGGACGUGCUCGCUUGUGCUGGCCGUGCGGCCUCAGCGCCCGCGGCGGUUCAAUCAACGUACCGGCCGUCAGCGCUGGCGACACGUCGAAUUAGCAGGAAUAGGGUAAGGGUUUGUUUGGUCGGUGUCGGCGGCGGGGCGCCAAUCGGGACUGAGCGCCCGGCGCGGCCCGGAGCUUCGACUCGUGGAUUCGUCCGCUUCCCUCGUACAUACCGUGGCAUCAGCAUGGUGCGAGCGCUGGGAGGCGAGGAUGACGAUGACGACGCAGGGUUCGACGCCAACUUCGGCGACAUCGACAGGCUCGCCGCCGAGGCCGAGGCGGCUGCGGAGGGCGAUGACGUCGACGUCGGUGACGAUGACCCCGACGCUAGGCUCAUGUCGUACGGCAAUCAGAAAGUCGUCGAGUUCGGCCUUUCCGGUCGUCCACUUUACGUGUGCCAAUCGAUCUGGUGGCUGCGCCUCUCCCAGCUGAAGACCUACCCCCCGGAUGCCGAAGACGUGCGCGAUAUUGCCCGCCGUUCGGGCCUGACCACCAAGGCUGUUCAGAAGUGGUUCGCCGAUGCGCUGGAUCACUACCAUAACCUAUCCCUCGCCGACAAGGCAAAAUAUGACAUCGAGUGCCAGGCAAAGCUGGACAGGAUGGAGGCGCUAAUCGUGAGGCUUGGGACGGAGAAACCUGGCCUCUUCGACGGAAGGGAUGACGAGCCCGUGAAUGUGGCAGCACCGUGGAAGGAGGAUGGUAAGCUUUCCUCCGAUGAGCAGAAAAAGCUGACACUCAAGGAUCCGCUUUACAUUGCCAUGGAUGCAUUGCCCGACGUCAUGGCCAAGGAGGCGGCGGAGGCGAAGCUCGAGAAGGACACGGAGGAAGGUCUUGACGACGAGGCGAUUGCGCGCAUUCCGCAGGAUGGCUCACCUGAGCAGCCGUUCCUGAUCAACCCUUAUGCGCACUCAAAGGCGGGCUCUUGGUCAAUCGUCAAGAAAGUUGGACCUCCAACCGCGUUCGAGGAAUCCAUCGAAUGGCUCGAAACCGGCGGCUGGGAGGCUCUCCCGGAUCAUGAGAUUGCAUCCGCAGUUGACGGAGGGGCACUCAAGUUUGUCGGCGUGAGUGAUGAGACCAUCUUGGGAUCGCGCGACAGGUUAGAUAUCGCCAUGCCAUCAAACGCCGAUUCCCUCGCGGUCGCUGAGGAGAUUGACUCUGAUGGCAUCCUCAGGGAUGCGGUCAGACACACCGGCGAUCUCUCCCGCAAGCAGCUCCACGACCUGACCAUCGGUGAGGAGCUGGAAGGGAAGAUUGUGUCGCUCGAGCUGUACCACGGUGCGCUGGUUGACUGCGGAUGCGAGACGGAUGGUCUGAUCCCCAUCUCCGAGGACGAUUGGCCCGACUUAGUGGACACGCUGACCAUGGGUACCAAGGUCAAGGUCAAGGUCAAGGCGGUGCACGAGAGGUGGUGGCGAUUCAGGUUUCCCAUCGAGCUCGAUAUCUUGUCACCGAACGUUGGGCACCUCAUAAAAACACACCCGCACGAGGACGGACCCCCCAUCAACAUCUACAGCGGUGAGACCGUGCCUUACGCGAACAUGGACGCAGGUCGCCCUCUGGACAAGUUUUUCGAGGUUUCUGACGUGGACGAGGAAGAGGAGGAGAGACUCCGCGUGCAGGCAAUCAGUGACUGGGUGGACGAGAAGAUGGCAGAAACCGAGCAGAAAACCACGAAGAAGGGGAACAGGAUGCAAAGGGUCCUCGCGGCAGCCAAGGCCGCGGCGGCUGCCGCCGCCGAUGAGAAAAACGCUGCGAAUCAGAUACCCGUGGAGGACGACGAGGAGGACAUUCGCGGCAUGUCUGACGGUGGGGCUGCGCAGGCCCUGGAUACUGGCAGUGGCCUGCGAGGGUUGGGCGAGCGCACCGAAGACAUGAUCGCUGCCGAGGAGGAAGAAGAGGAGGCAGCGCUCUUUGGUGGAGAUAAGACGGUUCCGGGAAUCGCCGGCCCACAGGAGGAUCCUGAUGCGGUCGAGGAGGGCGACGAGGAGGACGAGGAGGAGGACACGGCUGACGAAAAUUUUGACGGCAACGUUAACCCGGAGGCCGAGGACACGCGCGGAGGCGUUGUGGUCACCGCGGAUGAUUUGACGGCCUCUUCUAUCGAUUACGAAGACGAUGAAGACGAAGAUGAUGAUGACGAUGAAGAAGAGGCGGGGAGCAAGCGCAAAAAGGGUUCCGUUGACGAUGACGAUGAGGAUGACGACGAUGAGGACUUGUAA